AUGACACGCCCAUGGGUGAGGUGGGAGGAAGAGGAGGAGGAGGAGGAGGAGGAGGGGGGGAGGGGGAGAUUGUGGAGGAAGAGACUGUGGAGGAGCAGGAGGAGGAGGAGGAGGACCAGAGGAGAUGGUGGAAGAGGAGGAGAGUAUGGAGGAAGAGGAAGAGGAGGAGGAAGAGAAAGAGACUGUGGAGGAGGAGGAGGAGGAGGACCAGAGGAGAUGGUGGAAGAGGAGGAGAGUAUGGAGGAAGAGGAAGAGGAGGAGGAGGAAGAGAAGGGGAGGAGUGGAGGUGGUGUAGGAGGAGGAGGGGUAGGAGAAGGAGGAGGUGGAGGAGAAGGGAAGGGGGAGGAUCAGCGUGAAGUGGUCGGCGGUGCCUGUGUGGGCCACUGGCCAAAACAUCCUUGCAGGAUAUACAGUGGAAUGGGAGGAGGAGGAGGAGGAGGAGGGUGA
Macrobrachium nipponense is the source of this 447-nucleotide messenger RNA. Its product is annotated as protein FAM98B-like. The record is from RefSeq and is a predicted model, not a curated record. The transcript is spliced from 2 exons. Lineage: Eukaryota; Metazoa; Arthropoda; Malacostraca; Decapoda; Palaemonidae. The coding region runs from base 1 to 447 and encodes 148 amino acids.